Corticium candelabrum is the source of this 1473-nucleotide messenger RNA. RefSeq names its product alpha-actinin-4-like. Gene Ontology annotation, molecular function: actin filament binding. Lineage: Eukaryota; Metazoa; Porifera; Homoscleromorpha; Homosclerophorida; Plakinidae. The record is from RefSeq and is a predicted model, not a curated record. The transcript has 8 exons. Gene Ontology annotation, biological process: actin cytoskeleton organization. The coding region runs from base 1 to 1359 and encodes 452 amino acids.
AUGGACAGUAGCCGUUUGCUGUCGUUUAACUUUUCUGCGACAUCGCACCCCGUGCAAGUGAAGACGCUGCUGCGUUGGGCCAAUAGUCAUUUGAAGAAGAGCGGCAAGACAUUGGAGCAGCUGGAGCAACUGAGAGAAGGUCUGUUGUUGAUCAAAUUCAUACAGUCUGUUGCUCAAGUUAAUCUUGAAUGCAAGGAUCCCGUCACGUCUCGAAGUGACAAUGUUGCCAAUCUAAAAACUGCAAUCGACUUUCUUGGUAAACAGCAUUUCGAUACAAAAGAAUGGAGGAUUGACGCUCUACAAAGAGGUGAUGAAAAAACUGUUCACUCUCUGGUUCAUGCGUUAGCUUGCAGAUAUCACAUAGGGCUAGUUCCUGGGAAGGCAAUGUUAAAAGCUCGUCACCAACUGCUUGAGUGGGUUAGAGAAUCAAUUAGAAAUGUCAGGAAUAUGACAAUAAAAGGACUUGAUUCAGGAUUCCAUGAUGGGUGGACACUGGCAUCACUGGUACAUUAUUUCAAACCAAACCUGUUGCAGCUGGAUACCACUGAACAGGAUGACCCACUGACAAGAACAAAGAAGGCACUUGCUGCAGCUAAUACGGCUGGAGUCUUGUGCCUCAUUGAUGCCGCAGAUCUAGUGCCAUCUGUGCUGCCUUAUGACAAUGGUUCAGAAGCUCAUGUUGCAGCAGUAGACAGCUUUUCUCUUCUCAUGUACCUCACACAGAUGAAACAUGUGUUUGAGCCAUCAAUUUCUGUUGGUGAGCCUUCUGUCAAACUUUCACCGGUUCAACCCAAGAAGCAGCCAAUGUUGGAUAUGAGUUCAGAGAAUGAUCACGUGUCUAAUGGUACUCACUCUGUCCCAAGUCCAUCCCCAACUGAAGAAGGCAAAUCUCCAUUCAAAAGUGGAGUCACUUUCCACAGAAACAAAGAACGAAGUCCAGCAAUGCAACAUAAAGUUACAACUCAUUCUCCAUUACGAGUCAGUGCUGUAUCCAAAAGUGUAUCUACAACAUCACAUCUUAUGAAACGGUUAGCUUCAUCUGUACCUAAUGGAUUAGAAGAUCUUAUGCAGCUGUUGUUUCGUGAAGUUGAGUCAUUAGAAAAGGAAAGGGAUGACGCCCUUCAGUUAGCUGAAACUCUGUCUAGUGCACUUGAUUCAACACAAUCUCAUGACAGUAAAGAACAAAUGCCCAAAUCACUGGCUGCAGACAACACAAGCAAACAAGGAAAGUACAGGGCAAAGAUCAAACAACUGGAAUUGCAAGUGUCACAGUUAGUUGCUGAGAAUAAAGAACAAAAGAAACAGCUGCAAAAGAGAGAUGGUUUCAUAAAGAUGCUCAAAAAUGAGAUAAAACAAUGAGCAAUGGCUUACUUUGUAGAUCCCAGAAUAGCAAUAAAGUUGACUGCAUUAGAACUACUGAUAAAAAGCUCAAACAAUGCUACAGUUUUGAACAUAUGAAUAAUGUAUUUGCAU